GUCAAAUGACAAAACGAUUAAAAAUUGUAUGUUCUAAAACAUGCAAAAAUCGUUACCUUAGGAAAUAUUGUCAUAUUAUUUUCUUCUGAGGUCGCUCCAGAUAAUUUCGAGAAAAAAAUAACCCAUCGAGAAUUUUUGCUGGCGUUUGAUGAGAAUCAACGGAUAGGCAUAAGCAGCAUUUCUCUUUGCAAACUCAAAAACAACUGCGAAAUACACACAAUGUCCGUCACAUUUGAGCAGAUUAUUUUGGAUGCUAAGCGAGUUGCCAAUCGGCUCAAAGACCGCGAAGCGCUUGGUGACUCGCUGCUUUUAGAGACCGAAUCGGUCAACAAGCAGAUGGAAUCAAUGCGACAGUUUCAAGACGACAUUGACAUUUUGAAUAAGCUAGCAAGAGAAAGGUCGAAUAAUCAGUUAAUUACUAUUAUUCAUCAGGAGAAUCCUCAAAUCCGUGAAAUCCAGCAAGAAAACCGACUACUCAAAGCGGCCCUAGAAGAUCAUCAGCAUGCUCUGGAGCAUAUCAUGUCCAAAUAUAGAGAACACACGCAAAGUAAGAUUUUGAACACGAAGGUAAAUUUUGUUGAAGCAUUCAACAAGCAUCAGCAGUUCUCUGAACGGAAGGAUGAACUUAUCCGGCAGCAAACUAAUAAGAUCCAAGAAAUGGCGGCUGUCAUGCAGCGGGCAUCGCAGAUUGACGAGGAAAAGUUCAACCAGGAACAGGAGUGUCUCAGUAAGCUUAUUACGGAAAAUAAGGGACUUCGCGAGCUGCUAGAGAUCUCACAGAAAUACGGUUCCAAUGGUCAAAGGAUCCUCGUCGAUGAAAAAUCUACACAAACUGACAAUCACUUGUUAGACGAUUUCGCUGUUACCGUCCCGGGUUCCGGUUCUCACACCGGUACGAUUAAGGUCAAUCCAUUCAUCUUCAAAUCCGCAAUGACCACUUCGGCACCAUCAGCUAGCGCAGCUUCUCCCCCGGUUGCUAAUACCAGUAGUACCAACACGACGUCAUCUCUAUCGUGACGCGAUUCGGACGAAAAUGAAAUGUCUGUUUUGUUUUGCUGCCAGUCAGCUAUACUGUAAAAGCAUGUCAAAUAAUCCCUUGUAAUUUCCUGUUUUAAUCAGCUCGAAUAGUCAGUAAAUCACAGGAUUUCGUGAUUGGCAACAUCAAAUUGAUUAAUUUUGUCAUCUAUUUUCACAUGUUCAAAUACUCGACCAAUUAGUUAUUGGCUGCAUUAUCAGUAUCGUAUGAAUAUGCUUUACUACUAUAAAAGAAAAUUGCCAGUAUAUUUUCAUAAAUAGAUACAUACUGCCGCACGUAUAGAAAUGCAGCACUCUAUAAUUUGCACGUUCCAAAAUUAGUUCACACGCAAUUGCCGCAAUCAUAGGAAUGAGGAAUGGUCUUAAUGGCGCUCUAAGUAAAGUUCUGCCAGCUGGUAAGUAUUCGUGCUGAUUCCAUCAAUAAAAAAGAUUCGACCACAUACGAUAUGUGCAUACUUGUUCACUGGUAAAUACUUUAUCGAUGGAGUAAAAGCAUAGAUCAAAAACGAUACACAAGAAGCAAAUAAACCGUUAAGCAGCUCGAUUGUUAAGCUUUUGUCCAUUGGUCUGUUUCGUGUUUAAUCACUAAUUAACAAAAUAAACAAAUAUUGACACAACUAUAGCAAAACUGCUCAUUAUUUAAAACUCGCAAUACGCAUACGUUUCUCUUGCCAUCAAAAUCACUUUUUAAGAAGGACUAUGUGAUUAAUAGCGAUUUAGUUUUAAGUUAAGAUUCUCAAAGCGUUUCCACUUGUACAUAAUGCUACACAAGGGAAAUUAUUACACCUAAUGAGUGUAACACCGACUUCAUCGGUAUAGUGUACUAAAUAGCAGCUUGUGUGGUUAAU
Topomyia yanbarensis is the source of this 1883-nucleotide messenger RNA. It is a transcript of the gene Fgop2, whose product is annotated as FGFR1 oncogene partner 2 homolog. The record is from RefSeq and is a predicted model, not a curated record. The transcript has 3 exons. The coding region runs from base 220 to 1017 and encodes 265 amino acids. NCBI's taxonomy places the organism in Eukaryota, Metazoa, Arthropoda, Insecta, Diptera, Culicidae.